This is a messenger RNA of Mus caroli (Ryukyu mouse), 1305 nucleotides long. The record is from RefSeq and is a predicted model, not a curated record. Lineage: Eukaryota; Metazoa; Chordata; Mammalia; Rodentia; Muridae.
AUGGAACGGCAUCUAGCUGAGGCUUUGGAGCAGACAGAUGAUAUUAUUGAGACUGUCCAGCAUGAGCCUCCUCCAGCCAGACCGCUGUCUCCUGGGGAAAAAUCUCUUCAUGACAAACUGUAUGACAUUUAUGUUGAAGAAUGUCAAAAAGAGCCAGAUGCAGGGGGGCUUCAACACAAUGUCAACUUGCUAGAGAAGCUUCUGAGGAGAGAGGCAUUGCCAUGUUUAGUGGUCAACCUCUACCCCAAAAAUCAGGGCUAUUCUCUCAUGCUGAAGGACAAAGAUGGAGUCCUUAUUGAGCCCUGUCCGGUGCCUUAUUUAGGACAGAAACUGCUUGAAUACUUGGAUGCUGAAGAGCUACCUUCUUUUCUGAUUGAUGUCCUGGACAAGUCUCCUGUGAAUGUUUUUCACCAUGGGUGUGUCAUAGCAGAAAUCCGAGACUACAGACAAUGCAGUAAUGUCCACCCUCCUGGGGAGCUUGGUGCAGAGCCUGCUGUGUCCUCUGAUGUGUCCUCUGCCUGGUCCUCUGCUGCAUCAUCUGCUGAGUCAUCUGCUGUGCCGUCUACUACAUCGCCUCCUGCUUACCAAACUCGGCAUAUUCUCUUACGUCCCACGAUGCAGAGUCUAGUAAGUGAUGUAGAGUCCAUUACAAGUGAUAACCGGCAGUGGACUGAGGAAGAAAAACUUGAGCUUGAGAGCCAACUGAUUUUAGCAACAGCUGAGCCACUGUGUCUGGAUCCCUCCGUUGCUGUCGCCUGCACAGCCAACAGACUGCUGUUUAAUGAGCAGAAGAUGAUGACAGACUCUAUAAGACAAUGCUUUACAAGUCAGGAGUGGUCCUUUCUAGAUCUGGAAGAAGAACAGUAUAUAUGUACAACUCCCCCUGAUGUUUCAACAGGGGUUGCUUGCAGAAAAGAAGCAGAAACCAAACCAGGUGACCAAAAUGAGCUGAAGCUCGCUGAAGCAGGAAAGUGUGUAGAUGCCCAGAAGCAGGGACCCUGUGAACUGGAGGCCCCAGGAGAGGUGGAUGUGCAUAAAUAUGCUACAGGGAAGCAAACCAUGCCCUGUGAUGAUGCAGAGUCAACAGCCCGGCCUCCUCCUGAGGUUACUGGCACGGAGGCAAUAAGUAAGAACCUAAAGCGCAGUCUUCCAGACUGCUUCUUGCAUGCCUACAGUUGUCUGAGGCUGGUAAAUGGGAAGCCCUCCUCCUCUGCCCCCACCCCGUUUCGUCCUCAUCAGUUGUUUGACACUGCCCACCUCAUCUCAGUUCCUCAUCUCAGGGGACUGGGCUGCCCUGCCUUUUAG